UUUUGAAAAAUAUUUAUUUAUUUAGUUUAAGGCUAUGAAUUAAGGAUGUAAAUCUCGGUGAUGAUAACAAAAUUAUGACUGUGAUUGAAUCGAUAUAGAUAUCGAUUCUUCUCAGUAUAAAAUUGACAAGAAAAUUAGUUAUUUGGCGUAAAUGACGUAUUUUAAACACCAUGUGCUGUAUAUUCACGUGCUGUGGUUGGAUGAUAGAUCUUAUUCAAAGAUUAUGGACAUUUACAAUGUCAUGCUGCAUCAGUUCAGCGGUUUGCUGCUCGCUGGUCACCGCCUCCAUGUCUGGCAUCGCUCUCGGCUACAAUUACUCGUUGGCUGAGUACGUCGAUUUGAAAGAGACGAAUGUAUCCAUUUACCUCAAACGAGGUGUUUUUGAUGACGAGAUCGCUGACGACAUAGACUGGCGCAGGAGUGGAAGGAUGCCCGUAGCGGGGCAUAUAGGGGACCAGAACCUUAUAACUGGCGGUUCAGAAGAUGAAACUACAACAUUAAGAUCUGGGAGACGAUUGGAUGAUUCUAUUUUUCAAUCGAACGACAAAAACAACUUUGAAGGUGCUCUUAUGAAACUAACAGCGAAACCUCCCGGCGAUACUUCUAAAAGUGAAAUCGUUACCCCCGAGCUUGCAGUUGCUGACAUAAUGAGUCGUUACCCAUCACAGCCUCUGGAUCAAAUGAAAGCUGUUCAAAGUAUUAUAAAUAUGCGAAAAGCAGCAGAAGCGCAGCGACGCCUACAAGAGAGACCGAAGCCACCGCAAACGACAGAAGAAAGCGGGAGACGCAUGCUACCCAGAAUAUCAGUCGAAGUUCCACCAUUUGACGAGCCAUCUUCAAUUAAUUCUCUACGUCUGGCUGUACCUGACCAAGCCAUUCAUCAUCCUAGUAACUGGAAAGCAUUAUUCAGAAAACCAGACGGAUUGACUAGAGAUGACUUUGAUGCGUAUAAUGAAAUACCAACUAUACCGUCUCCCAUCACGCCCAGACCUGGUCCUGUCAGACCGAGUAGACCGAGCAGACCCAGACCAAUGCCAACACAAUUUAGACCAAGCCUUACAACAGCCACACCACCAAUGUUCCAAAAUGCUAUGACAAACAUACGAAAAGAUAUUAAAGAGGAAAUGGACGCAUUUAACGAAAAGCUGCUCCUUGAUAAAUAUGACGAACCAAGUUUAAGGGAUGAUAGCAGAGAAAAACUAAAGAAGGGCGAAAAGCAAAGUGAAGAAGAUUACGAAGAAGAUAUCAAAGGAAUACCCAUAAGAAAGAAGAGAGAUUACAAUUUGAAUGAAAUCGAAAGUAACAAUAGCAAAAAGCUGUUUACAAUAACGAAUAUUCAGGAUUUAAUGUCGAAAUUACGCUCACUAAGCAACACAUAUCCAGACACAACAAUUUAUAAAACACAUGAAGAAAAUAAAAAUAUGUUACAUUUCAGAGAACUAACGGACGCUACAUUUUUGCAAUUAAUUAUUUCCACUACGAUGUCCUGA
This is a messenger RNA of Colias croceus (clouded yellow), 1490 nucleotides long. RefSeq lists its product as uncharacterized. NCBI's taxonomy places the organism in Eukaryota, Metazoa, Arthropoda, Insecta, Lepidoptera, Pieridae. The transcript is spliced from 8 exons. The record is from RefSeq and is a predicted model, not a curated record. Bases 171 to 1490 code for a protein of 439 amino acids.